Messenger RNA from Lodderomyces parapsilosis, 279 nucleotides. RefSeq lists its product as uncharacterized. The transcript has a single exon. Gene Ontology annotation, cellular component: NatC complex. The coding region runs from base 1 to 279 and encodes 92 amino acids. The record is from RefSeq and is a predicted model, not a curated record. NCBI's taxonomy places the organism in Eukaryota, Fungi, Ascomycota, Pichiomycetes, Serinales, Debaryomycetaceae.
AUGUCCGAGGCACUGCACACCGCUGUAUCCUGUGAGAAAUAUAUAGGAGCAAAUUUCCAUGUCACCAUAACUGAUACAAGGAUACUUGAAGGCAUAUUAACUGCCAUUGACCCAUUUGGAAACUUGCUUCUAUCAAAUGUUUACGAAACUUCCAAAGAUAAAUUUGACAAAACAAAAUUACAUGUUAGAGAAAUUGGAUUGGUUAGUGUACCACGAGAAACGAUAGUUUGUAUCAAGGUAGAUGCAAAGACACAUAAAAAUAUAUUUGGCAAGAGCUAG